CGGGGUUGAUCGAGAGAAGAUCGGGGAAAGUGGAUCGCACGGUCAUGGCAGAGAGUCGACAAAUAUGCUUUAACCACAAGCUGUAUGCUUCCCUUUCCCUGCCAUCUCCCAGGUCUCCUCCCUGGUCUAUAAUCCAGGUCAAGGUCAGAGUCAGCGUUCCCCGCGAUGCUUUCUCUCCUCCUCCUCGCCCUGCCCGCGUUCGCGACCGUCUACAUCCUGUACACCUUUCUGCUCCUGCUUAUUCGUCAACAUCUCUCUCCCCUGCGCUCUCUCCCUGGCCCUCCCUCGCACUCUUUCUUUAUGGGAAACUUGCGAGAGAUGCACGAUCAGGAGAACAACAACCUCGUCGCUCGCUGGACGGCGGCUUAUGGUCACACAUUCGUCUACCGAGGAUUCGUGGGCGGGUAUAGACUCAUGACAACUGACCCUCUCGCCGUGUCCCACAUACUAGGACACGCAUAUGACUUUCCAAAACCUGACUUUAUCAGGGAUGCCUUGGCAGAAAUGGCUGCCGGUCACGAUGGCCUUCUGACCGUAGAGGGAGAUGACCAUCGCAGACAACGGAAGAUCCUUACUCCCGCAUUCAGUGCAUCCCACAUCAAGACCCUCUCACCCAUAUUCUACAAGAAAGCGUCCCAACUGAGGGACAUCUGGCUUGACAUCAUCAACACUCAACCUCCCGAUACCCUCACCACAAAUCCCUCAUCAUCACCAUCAUCUACAUGUUCAAUUGGCUCCCCGCCAUCCUCACCUUCGGACCCUCUUGUUGUCCAACCGUCAUCGCCGAUACAAUCACAACCAUGUGGUUCCCCUGUGAGGACCACUUUGCCACUGGGUACCUCUUCUUUCCUCCCGAAUCCAUUUUCAGGGUUUAAACCGUCUAAGAGCGUCCCUACUCCGCCGUCACCGUCUUCUUCAUCGAGACAUUCGGCAUCGGGGGUGCUCUUGACUAACGGAGCUGGUCUCCGUCCUCGAAAGGCGAAAGCUGGGACAAAAGUGAAGGUGGUGGAUCUCGAAAACGCGCUUGCUACUUCCGAUACUACUUUAUCUUUGUCUUCAAGUUUUCCUACGCAAGCGACUUCGGAUUCGGAUCUUUCGUAUUCGAAGGAGGUAUCGACGGCCACGGCUGAACCAAAGCUACAAUCAAGAGGACCGAGAGUGGAUGUUCUGGCAUGGUUAGCAAGGGCGACGUUGGAUGUCAUUGGUGAAGCCGGAUUUGGAUACACUUUUGAUUCGCUAGGUAUCGCUUCAAGGUCUCUCCGACGCGGGAGACGCAUACGAAGAUCGCACCCCAAGUCGAUUGCUCGGGUCGCUUAUCCGUCACCCUUAUCACAUUCAUCGGCGUCCUCUUCACCCGCAGUCUCACCGAGUACUGACACAACCAUUGAGACGCCGGUGGAUCAACAGGCGGGGGAAAGUGAAGACCAGAGUGAUAGUGAUGACGAUGACGAUGGUCCCCAAUGGGAAGGAGAAGAAGAGGAAAAUGAAUUGGCGAGAGCGUUCGGGAUCAUUUUCAGUACUGCGAGGCAAUUUCGGGUGUUCACGAUCUUACAAGUGUGGUUUCCUAUCUUACGGCGGUUUAAACGGAAUAAUGCAACGAUGCAACACGCACAGGCGACUAUGCGACGAAUAGGAUUAGACCUUAUUACCAAGCGACAAGAAGACGUUAUUGCUUCCUCCUUUCCUUCUUCAUUAAAGGAGGGAAAACUGGAUAAAGAAGAAGAGUUGGACGAGAGGACAAAAGGGAGGGACUUGCUCAGUGUCCUAAUUUGUUCAAAUGCAUCUCCUACGCUUCCCCCAACCCACCGCCUAACUCUCCCCGAAACGCUCUCGCAGAUAAGCACUUUCCUAGCAGCAGGCCAUGAAACGACUUCAAGCGCUUUGACGUGGACGUUAUAUGCGCUCGCGAAGGAUGAGAAGGGGCGAGAGGUCCAGAGGGAGUUGAGGAGAGUUUUACGAACGAUAGAUAUCCCCGACUGUUUCGACCCAACCAAAAGCACCGGCACCACUGCAGAUUGUGAGGGAGAAGAUCACUUUGCGGGUGUGCUGGGGAAUGCGUAUCUGGAUGCGGUGGUUAGGGAGAGUUUGAGGAUACAUGCGCCUGUGACUUCGACUAUGAGGGUUGCCUUGAGGGAUAGCGUGAUCCCGCUGUCUUCACCUGUACUGUUUUCAUCUCCACCUCCUUCGCAUCGAUCAUCAAUCGCACAUUCCCCUCCUCCCCCUUUGUCCUCGUCAUCACCGCUUUCUUCUUCUACGGCUUCGUCAUCUCCACCCUCUUCAAUACAUUCAUUCGCGCCACCUCCACCUGCCCUUUCCAACAGCACACCAAGACCGGGACCACACUUCAUCCAGCUCAACAAAGGCGAUAUCAUCAGUAUCCCCAUCCAAGCGAUAAACAAGAGUCAAGCCGUGUGGGGAGAAGAUGCAGACGAGUUCAGACCCGAACGAUGGUUCACACCUUUUUCAUCACACGGAAAGGACAACUCUACUUAUACCUCAUGCGGUGGUUCAGCCUCGUCUUCGUCUUCUUCGUUUUCGGGGAGCAAAGGCGUACACGUACAAGGACUUUGGGGCAACCUGCUUACGUUCCUGAAUGGGAACCCGAUUAACGGGAAUAGGGCGUGUAUUGGGUAUCGCUUCGCCAUCAACGAGAUCAAGAUUUUCUUGUACGUCCUGCUACGUGAUAUUGAGUUCUCAUUGGAUGAAGAAGUCGAGAUCGAGAAGAAAGUCAAGUGCGUCGUUUUCGCCUUUUCGCCGUCAAACGUCGAAUCACAUUUGUUAUCGUUGGAGAUGGUAACAUGCUCAUUUUCAAUCUUUUUUUUUCCCAGCGUCGUCACUCGUCCUUGUGUCAAGUCUGAACCCCAGCUUGGAAAUCAAAUGCCUUUGCGGAUGCGAUAUGUCCCUCUAGACGAGCACUAACACACGCUCUCUCACGAGCCUGCCCUAAUGACCCUCUUGUCGUCCUCUCCCGUCCCGUCUCACCCUUCAUUCCUCCGUUUUAUCAUUUUGACUCGGAGCACACGCCACGUCAUGAACAUCGCUCACACCUCGUGUCUCCUCUCUGCUCUCCUCCUUCGGAUCCCUCUGUAGUACCUCAGAACUCAGUAAUUAUCACAUCAUCUUAUCUUCACUGCAUUGGUUUUUGUCCACCAGCUUCUAUACCUCGCUUUCUUUGUUUUGCGUAUCUAGCCUCAUUUAGUACCUGGACACCCGCCAUAUACACGUUGUACAGUAUCACCACCAUAGACGCAAAAAAUGAUACCUGUAUCACUCAAUCGCCACAGCACGCAAGAGACCCUCUGCUGCUCAUAUAGAAGAGGGGCGGAGAGGCGAACGUUUUGGCACCAUGUCCUAGAUUGACAUCUUUCCGGCAGAUUUCUGAUGUAUACUUACGGCACGUUUCCGGAUGUCGUUAGGCCUUCUGUAUGGACUCUGCCUCGAAGGCAGACACACAUGUGUGUUUCCCGUGUGACUGGGAUUUCAAUAGAGGAUCGCAUCUUUAUUGACGUAGAUGAAAUUUCUUAGACACCUCUCAUUGAGUACUCUGUAGAAACCUCUAUCUAGACACAGGAACACC
Molecule: messenger RNA, 3577 nt
Organism: Somion occarium
Lineage: Eukaryota; Fungi; Basidiomycota; Agaricomycetes; Polyporales; Cerrenaceae
Source: the annotation of a GenBank genome assembly